AUGGCAUCCAAGCGCGGUCGCGGUUCCUCUGGAAACAAGCUCAAGAUGACCCUCGGUCUGCCUGUCGGAGCCGUCAUGAACUGCUGCGACAACUCCGGCGCCCGUAACCUGUACAUCAUCUCCGUCAAGGGUAUUGGUGCGCGCCUGAACCGUCUGCCUGCUGGUGGCGCUGGCGACAUGGUCAUGGCGACCGUCAAGAAGGGAAAGCCUGAGCUGAGGAAGAAGGUCAUGCCCGCCGUCAUCGUCCGACAGAGCAAGCCGUGGAGGCGAGCAGACGGUGUCUUCCUGUACUUCGAGGACAACGCUGGUGUCAUUGUCAACCCCAAGGGUGAAAUGAAGGGCUCCGCCAUUACCGGACCCGUCGCAAAGGAGGCUGCUGAGCUGUGGCCGCGUAUCGCCUCCAACUCCGGUGUCGUUAUGUAA
This is a messenger RNA of Cucurbitaria berberidis CBS 394.84, 423 nucleotides long. Its product is annotated as ribosomal protein L14b/L23e. Gene Ontology annotation, biological process: translation. Gene Ontology annotation, cellular component: ribosome; cytosolic large ribosomal subunit. NCBI's taxonomy places the organism in Eukaryota, Fungi, Ascomycota, Dothideomycetes, Pleosporales, Cucurbitariaceae. Gene Ontology annotation, molecular function: structural constituent of ribosome; large ribosomal subunit rRNA binding. The transcript has 4 exons. The record is from RefSeq and is a predicted model, not a curated record. The coding region runs from base 1 to 423 and encodes 140 amino acids.